Molecule: messenger RNA, 1022 nt
Organism: Camelina sativa (false flax)
Lineage: Eukaryota; Viridiplantae; Streptophyta; Magnoliopsida; Brassicales; Brassicaceae
Cellular component (GO): cytoplasm
Molecular function (GO): 5'-deoxynucleotidase activity
Source: RefSeq, a predicted model, not a curated record
CAGUUAAGGGAACAAACAACAACACGAAUUCCCAGAAACAAAAAGAUAAAGGAGAAAGGAAAAAAAAUGAAGAAUGUGAAUCGAGUCUUCUUCUGCAAAUCACUCUCUCUCGUCAUCCUCGUUCCUUCUUUCACUCGUUCCACUCUCCGAUUCACUUACUCCUCCGCCUCCGCCUCCGCAGCUUCUUCUUCUUUGUCUUCUCCUAACCGUGCGAUUCACUGCAUGGCUUCCGAUUCCCCUCAACCCGGAGAUGGUUCCGUCUCUCUUUCUUCUCCUAAUUCCGCGGCGGUUCCCACUUCUUCCGCUUCUUCCGCCAUCGAUUUCCUCUCUCUCUGUACUCGCCUCAAGACAACUCCAAGAGCUGGAUGGAUCAAAAGAGACGUAAAAGAUCCAGAAUCAAUAGCGGAUCACAUGUAUCGGAUGGGUCUUAUGGCUCUAAUUUCUUCAGAUAUCCCUGGUGUUAACAGAGACAAAUGCAUGAAAAUGGCAAUUGUUCAUGACAUUGCAGAAGCCAUUGUAGGAGACAUUACACCUUCUUGUGGGAUCUCUAAAGAAGAGAAAAACCGAAGAGAAAGUGAAGCACUUGAACACAUGUGCAAACUCUUGGGUGGAGGAGAAAGAGCCAAUGAAAUCGCUGAGCUUUGGAGAGAAUAUGAAGAGAACUCUUCACCUGAAGCUAAAGUUGUUAAAGAUUUCGACAAGGUUGAGAUGAUACUACAAGCUUUGGAAUACGAACAAGCGCAAGGGAAAGAUCUAGAAGAGUUUUUCCAAUCGACCGCAGGUAAGUUCCAGACUGAUAUAGGCAAGGCUUGGGCGUCGGAGAUUGUUUCAAGAAGACGAAAGCAACAUUAGUUCUCACAUGAUACUUUUUUUUUUUAAAUUGGUUUCUUAACGUCUAGUUCUCAUCGGAGUUAAAUAUACUCGGACGUUUCAAAAUUUAAUCUUCGUUGCUGUCUUUUACGUUUCAAUAGCUAGCUAAUGAAGAUCAAAAUAAUUAAUCAAGCUCGCAAUUUUUUUAAAUA